AAGCGACAAACAAAUGGUGACGUCCAAAUGUGCGAUACACUGGAUAGAAACAUGUCUAUGAAUGGCUAAUUGCGGCUCGUUUAUUGUAUUGUUUCCCAACAACACACCAGGAAAAUUAACUAUAGAUUGUGCAAACGUCAUUGGCAGAAGGGUUUUGUUUUGAAUGUAAUCUCGGCCCCUCCCUUCGUUGAACCGCCGAGUGCCAAGCUAAUGCUAAUGCUGCUGGCUAACGCGCGUUAAGAAGUUCUAUUAUUUUAUGCCGACGCCGCUCGUGUUUUUUUGCGGCGGCAUGAGUUCUAAGUACGGAGACGGAGGACGAGGCAGAAGAGGAGGCAGUAGUAGGGGGAGCAGUAGAGGCUACCGUGAUGGCAGCAGAGAAAGAGCUAACCGGGGAGGUGGAAAUAGUGGCGGCCCCGACCAGGACACCUUUUCUCGUCAUCCUUCACAUUUGAAAGGCCGAGAAAUUGGCUUGUGGUAUGCAAGACACGGAGCCGUGAGGAAGAAACAGGCUGACCGGAGAUCGCGGGCAGUGGUCCAGAUGGAUGAGACCAGAGAGCAGCACAUUAUCAAGCUGCUCGACUCCGUCCAGAAUGACCAGCCAGGUUUGGAGAGACCAAAUAGUGAUGCGAGAGGCUCUGCGUCGGGCAGCUGGCGUGUCCCUUCCAGUAAAAGUAGUCACUGCUACUUUGAUGGGGACAUGAGUGAAGAGGAAAAACAGAAGAUCAAAUUUGAAGAGGAAGACCAGAAACGUUCAAUCUCUCAGGCAGUUAAAGAUGAGAUUCCUGACGCUUGGGAUGAUAAUGAUGAUGCCGCUGCCGCCAAUGAUGACGACAAUAAUGAUCAUGCGAUGGAGCGGCAGCAAGUGAAGGUGGAUGAAGCCAAGGAGAAAGUGAAGAGGAAUGACAAAGAUCUCGAGUUCCUACUCCAUGAAACAUCCCGAAAUGUUGCGCUGGAUGAGUCGUUGAAAAGAGAUCUCGAGUGUAAGAAAUCACACCCAAAGUAUAAGGAGAUGCUGACGUUCAGAAAGAAGUUGCCAUCCUACGGGAAGAAAGAGGAGCUGGUCCAGCUGAUUAAUUCCAACCAAGUUCUGGUAGUGAGCGGCGAAACGGGCUGCGGGAAAACCACCCAGGUGACCCAGUUCAUCCUGGACGACUACAUCAGGCGCGGCAUCGGCUCCGUGUGCCGUGUGGUUUGCACGCAGCCUCGCCGCAUCAGCGCCAUCUCGGUCGCCGAGCGUGUGGCCGCUGAGAGGGCGGAACAGGUUGGCAAUGGAAAUUCGUGCGGUUACCAAAUUCGCUUGCAGUGCAAGUUACCACGGGGAAAAGGUUCAAUCCUGUACUGCACCACGGGCAUUGUUCUUCAGUGGCUUCGCUCAGACUCGAAUUUAUCAAGUAUCAGUCACUUGGUCCUGGAUGAGGUCCACGAGCGAAGCCUGCAAUCUGACGUGUUGCUCACCAUCGUCAAGGACCUACUCGACGUGCGACACGACCUCAAGGUCAUCCUGAUGAGCGCCACGCUCAACGCAGAGAAAUUCUCCAAGUACUUUGACAACUGCCCCAUGAUCCACAUUCCGGGCUUUACGUUCCCAGUGGAGGAGUUCCUCCUUGAGGACAUUGUGGAGAUGAUGAGAUAUCAGCCUAAAAACAACGACCGCCGACCCGCUUGGAAAAGAAGCUUCUGGCAGGGGCGCCACUCCAGACCCGAGAAGAAGGCGAAGGAGGACGAAUACAAAGAGAGCUGGCCUUGUUAUGCUCGCACGCUCCAGGACAAAUACUCUGAGAGCACAAUCGCCGCUCUUGAGACUCUGGACGGCGACGACAAGAUCGACUUGGACCUCAUCGUGGCGCUUAUCCGCCGUAUUGUGCUCAGCGAUGAGGAAGGAGCCAUCUUGGUCUUCCUGCCUGGCUGGGACAACAUCAGCAGCCUCAAUGAUUUGCUGAUGGCGCAGCAGAUGUUCAAAUCAGAUCGUUUUGUCAUCAUCCCGCUGCACUCGCUCAUGCCGACCGUUAAUCAGACGCUGGUGUUCCAGCGUCCUCCACCUGGGGUGCGGAAGAUUGUGAUUGCUACCAAUAUAGCCGAAACGAGCAUCACCAUUGAUGAUGUGGUUUUUGUGAUCGACGGAGGCAAGAUCAAGGAAACCAACUUCGACACCAACAACAACAUCAGCACCAUGACGGCCGAGUGGGUGAGCCUGGCCAACGCCAAGCAGAGGAAAGGUCGCGCUGGCAGAGUGUGCCCCGGCAAGUGCUAUCAUCUGUACAAUGGUCUCCGAGCCAGCCUUUUAGAUGCCUACCAAUUACCAGAAAUCAUGAGGACUCCGCUGGAGGAACUGUGCCUGCAGAUCAAGAUAUUGCAGCUCGGGGGCAUCGCUCACUUCCUGCAGAAAGCUCUGGACCCGCCCAGUGAACAGGCUGUCAAUCUAGCCAUAAAGAACCUCCAAGUCCUGAACGCUUUGGACCACUCGGAGAAUCUGACGCCGCUGGGUUUCCACUUGGCCCGCCUACCCGUGGAACCUCACAUCGGAAAGCUCAUCCUGUUCGGAGCGCUGCUAGGCUGCCUCGACCCCGUACUCACCAUCGCCGCCUGCCUCAGCUUCAAAGACCCUUUCUUCAUCCCUCUGGGCAAAGAGGCGCUGGCAGACAAGAGGAGGAAAGAGCUGUCCAGGAACUCCAAAAGCGACCACCUUACUGUGGUCUAUGCCUUCCAGGGCUGGCAAGAUGCGAAACGGUGGCGGCGCGAGCAAAACUUCUGCUGGGACAACUUCCUGUCUAUCAACACACUCCAGAUGCUGCACAACAUGAAGGGCCAGUUUGCCGAACAUCUCUGGAACGCAGGCUUCGUCAGCAGCAAGGACCCUAAAGACCCCAACUCUAACGUCAACUCGGAUAACGAGAAGCUGAUCAAGGCGGUGAUUGUAGCCGGCUUGUAUCCUAAAGUAGCCAUGAUCCGACCUAUGCAUAGCAAAAAGAGGCCCGGGGUCAAAGUGUACACACAGCACGACGGGCAGGUGAACAUUCACCCCAAGUCCGUCAACUCCGAGGAGACCAACUUCAAUUACAAGUGGCUCAUCUAUCACCUCAAAAUGAGAACCAGCAGCAUCUUCCUGUACGACUGCACCGAAGUGUCGCCCUUCUCUCUGCUUUUCUUCGGCGGCGACAUCAGCAUCCAGAAGGACGAGGACCAGGAGACCAUCGCCGUGGACCAGUGGAUCGUCUUCAGGUCGCCGGCACGCAUUGCUCAUCUUGUCAAGAGCCUAAAGCAAGCGCUUAAUUCUCUGCUGGAAGAAAAAAUCCGCAGGCCGGCCCCUGUGGACUGGAAGAACCACCAAUCCAAAGACUGCGCCGUCAUCACGGCCAUCGUCGAUCUCAUUACCACGCAGGAGUCGUCCACAUCAGCGGCGAGCGCUGGGGGCGGAGCCAGAGGCCAUGACAAGCCUUUGGCCCCUAGAGGACAACACAAAUACUUCAAUGACGACGACGAUGAUGACGACAAUUAGCUCGGAGUGAAAGAAUCGCAGGACACCUUGACAGCACCAGGUUGAUGCCACCUUCUCAAGGACCUAUGAGUUAUUCAUAAGAUGUCGGCCAUCUUAUGUCAUCCCUGUUAUUCAUGGUCACCGAGGACUAACGUGAGGACUGGCUCAGUCAAACGUCCCUUUUACGGUCCCCUGAACGUCACACGUUGGUUUCCAGGCCCUGCAGGCGGUCCAUCCUCUGCAUGUUGCGCUCGAUGGUGGCCUGACACGUGAUGGGCUCGGCGCACUCUGCCAGGAACCAGCCGCGCUCGCCGUCACGUAGACGCUCGCCUUCGUACCAGCCUGACACAAAGACGGAAAGAGAAACAUCAAGUUUAGUGGGGAGUUUGCGUGAUUAGAUUUUUGGAUUCUGGUUUUCUUACCAUCUUCAACCAGCUGUGAGACAAGCACCACGUCAGCCACCUGCAACGACAACUCAUCCGGCUGCUUGGCCGUGUAGGUUCUGGUCACCUCCACCUGCAUGGCAUCUGUAACAACACAAUUCCUAAGCACUCCUUUUGGUCGCCAUUGGUGUUCUAUUCAACGACCACACGGGGGCGAUAUUGUCUUACUUGUCCUAUCUUGAUUCUUGUCUUUCUUGACAUUGUGGCCCAGGGCGCUGAUCCACCUAGCGCGUUCGUUCCUAAAAAAAUAAACACUUUGGGUCAAUUAGCAA
Molecule: messenger RNA, 4190 nt
Organism: Syngnathus acus (greater pipefish)
Lineage: Eukaryota; Metazoa; Chordata; Actinopteri; Syngnathiformes; Syngnathidae
Gene: dhx36
Product: DEAH (Asp-Glu-Ala-His) box polypeptide 36
Exons: 27
Coding region: 257-3496 (1079 amino acids)
Cellular component (GO): nucleus; cytoplasm; intracellular anatomical structure
Molecular function (GO): DNA helicase activity; G-quadruplex RNA binding; ATP binding
Source: RefSeq, a predicted model, not a curated record